This is a messenger RNA of Pyrus x bretschneideri (Chinese white pear), 2077 nucleotides long. RefSeq lists its product as uncharacterized. NCBI's taxonomy places the organism in Eukaryota, Viridiplantae, Streptophyta, Magnoliopsida, Rosales, Rosaceae. The record is from RefSeq and is a predicted model, not a curated record. The transcript is spliced from 3 exons. Bases 215 to 2077 code for a protein of 620 amino acids.
CUUCCUCCACCCUUCAACUUUCCCUUUACAGAUAAUUUCCCGGGAAAUUCUGGAAAUUUUCCCGGAAAUCCAAGGCUCGCCCAUUUUCAUGUGGUUCGAGCAUUGGCGUCCAUGAUCCAUUCUUUUGUUUCUUCACAACCAUGUGUCGAAUUUUCCAGUUCAAGAAAAAGUUCGAGAUUUUCUUCAAACCCUAGUCUGUGAACUUCAAUCAGCGAUGGAUCCGGGUCCAAUCUACAUAAGCUCCGAUGACGAACUGGGUUGGACCGACCUGGAUGAGGAGGACAACUUUGAUUGGGUAUCGGACCUUCUGGAAUCUGCCGACAAGGUAACUGAUGAUGAUGAUGAUUCCGAUGACGUUGUGGUGAUUAGUGAGGUCAACUCCAAGUCCAAGAAAAAGUCUUCCAAACGGACGGUUGCGGAUGUGGACGAUGAUUGUGUCGUCUUGGACGGUGACCCGGAUAAGCCGGUUUCGGUGGUGGAGGAUUCGGGUAGCGGCUCCGACGAGUUGCUUGUGGUUGGGGAGAAGGGGCAGGUAGCAUGUAGAGACUACCCUCAUCCACGACAUCUUUGUGCCAAAUUUCCUUUCAAAACUACUAGGCACGAGAACCACUGUGAUCUUUGUCACUGUUAUGUCUGUGACUCACUGGCGCCAUGUGUACAUUGGAGCACUCGAGGCUCCAACUUUGAUCAUUGUCAUGCCACGGAUAAAGAAGAGACAUGGAAAGUACUGAGGAAAAAUUUCAAGACAGCGAAAACUGCACCAUUAUCAGCUUCAAACAAUCUGGCACCGACUACACAUGGUCCAGUUCCACCACUCAAUAUUAUUCGGUUGGCACCUAAUUCUUUACCAGAGAGUCAGGUUUCUAGAACAGCUACAAUCCGCCCUUGCACCUCAGCUGGUCGUACCAUGCCUGGAAUCAGAAUUCCAAGCAGAAGUCACCAACCAGAAUAUCUUUUCCCUAAGAACAAAGUCCAACCUUGUUCAGUUUCUAAGCAGUUGCUUGGUGCACGCACUAAUGUUGUUGGGAGGAACAGAGGUCAAGAUAUUGGUCAUUUAGGGCCUGUCUCUUCUCAUUCAAUGUUCAAAAGAGUAGGAGCUGUUGUGAACCGAACUGCAUUUGUUUCGUCAAAUAACAGUAGUUGUACCACUCCAUUAAUAUACAACAGUACUUCCACUCCCAUGGCAACAUCAAAUGGCGGAAACCCCUUGUGGUUGCAGGGUGUUCAUUCUAGUGUGCAUCAGAACGCCUCCCAGCCCAUGACCACUUUCGUUGGAAAUACAGUGCCCUCCCAACGCCAAACAUAUAGUCAGGCCAUCCCCCAAUCAAUUUACGGCCAAACUUUUCAACAGCAAGGGAAUCAAGGUCAAAAUGAUAGCCAAUUUAUUUCUCAGUACGCGAUACCAAGUCCGGAUUCCAGUCAAGGUAUAUAUCAGUAUGGGAAUCAGAGUCAGAAUUCUAGUCUGCAAGGUAAUCUAGGUGUAAGUGUCACAGAUUUGGAUUUUACGGAUUGUAACUGGGUUAACACUUCCAGUCCAAACAUUCAGCAGCCUCCAAUUCAGCAACCUCCUAUUCAGCAGCCUCCAAUUCAGCAACCUCCUAUUCAGCAGCCUCCUGUUCAGCAGCCUCCGCUUCAGCAGCCUCCAUUUCAGCAACCUCCCAUCCAGCAACCUCCCAUUCAGCAACCUCCUGUUCAGCAGCCUCCAAUUCAGCAACCUCCUGUUCAGCAGCCGCCGCUUCAGCCUCCAUUUCAGCAACCUCCCAUCCGGCAACCUCCCAUUGAGCAACCUCAGUUUCAGCAGCCGCCUCCUAUCCAGCAACAGCCUCCCAUUGAACUUUCUGAAAUUCAAAGCACCGAGCCUGUAUAUGAGCCAGCUCCCGUCAAUGAGCAGUCUAACAAAGUCGCUAAUUUCAAUGGUUUGGAAUUUGAAAGCUGGCUCUUGGAAACCCAGUAUAGUCCAGCAGAAUCAAAUAAUGCGAUGGCAUCUCAUCUGAACAUGUUGUCUCCCGAGCCGACUUUUAUAGACUCACUCGUGUUUGAUUUUGAAACCCCCUGGAAUGGUCUGGCUCAGGUAUAG